AUGGAGACAUGUUUCACAGGGAUUACCGGAUAAACUAUCCGGAUGUCCGUUGUGUAGGGCCGUGGAAACCGCCGCGGUCGCAAGACCUCGGUUCGUCGAGAUGGAAUGGGCCGGCGUGGCCAAGGACAUUUAUGCAGGCACGGUCGAAGGCAGUUCGUGAAUCACAGCAGGACACCCCCUCGACACAAUCAAGGUGCUCCUUCAGAUCCAAGCUCAGCGCAGUAGCAUCGUGCGGACGUUCCAGUCGAUUGUCGUUGUGGACGGCGUGACCGGUCUGUACGAAGACCUUCUGUCGCCAAUCUUGUCCAACGCCCCCCAUCCAUGUCGCUUCAUUCGUUUAAGAGCAGGUGUCGGGCAAUUGGAUCAUUGACGAACGAAUCUAUGCCGUCAGCGCUACAGUGUGUCACCGGAUCACUGGCAGGAAUGUCCCAAGUCGUCGUUGCCGCACGGACCGAGCUCGUUAAGAUCACCAUGCAAGUGAACAAGACCACAGCCCUUCACAAUGCAUUGGCAUGCGCUCAAAGCAUGGCGUGCCAAUAUGGUGCAUACAAAGGACUGUACCGAGGAAAGGCUCUCACGGAAGUGCGCGACGUUCCCGCAUUUGGGUCGUACUUCUACGCGUAUAAUAUGAUGAUGCAAGCUUUGGCCGGCGGCGGCGACGAAGCAAACGAACACCGUUCAACUUUGUCAUGACUGGAGGGAUCGCCGACUCCGUGUCUUGAAUAAUGACUCACCUAAUCGACGUGGGCGAGUCAACGGCGCAGAGCCUGUGCGAAUGACUUCACUAGAGUGCAACUUCAACUCGGAC
Messenger RNA from Aphanomyces invadans, 808 nucleotides. RefSeq lists its product as hypothetical. Lineage: Eukaryota; Oomycota; Saprolegniomycetes; Saprolegniales; Verrucalvaceae. Gene Ontology annotation, molecular function: transmembrane transporter activity. The transcript has a single exon. Gene Ontology annotation, biological process: transport. The record is from RefSeq and is a predicted model, not a curated record. Bases 322 to 693 code for a protein of 123 amino acids.